Sardina pilchardus (European sardine) is the source of this 1976-nucleotide messenger RNA. RefSeq names its product tuftelin 1a (gene tuft1a). The transcript is spliced from 12 exons. NCBI's taxonomy places the organism in Eukaryota, Metazoa, Chordata, Actinopteri, Clupeiformes, Clupeidae. Gene Ontology annotation, biological process: intracellular signal transduction. Gene Ontology annotation, cellular component: intracellular anatomical structure. The record is from RefSeq and is a predicted model, not a curated record. The coding region runs from base 162 to 1343 and encodes 393 amino acids.
UCAACCUAGAACAUCUCAGAAGAGGAGCUCGCGUUUGAGUGAAUUUGUGAGCGGGUGGAUAGGCUGAAACUGACUCGCAUCCGUGCAAGAUUCGUUAAAUUAAUCAUUUAUUAUUAGCCUACUUAUUUAUUUGUUUAACUUUUCGUGAAAAUAUUGUGAAGAUGAGUGGAAGCACGCGGAGUUUGUGUACAGUCAAUGACAUCAGAACAGAAGACAGAAUGGAGAACUGCAGAAGACUCCGGCUCACUCUACAGGACCAGCACCAGGAGCAGAGCCACAGCAAGCCAAUCGGACGAGCUUUUGCUGUGGUGCAGCCGCCCUCUGAGAGGGAGCCUUUAAAGAGUGAGCCAAUCAAACCCACUGACGAGAAGGUUGAAGUCAUAAAGGUAUAUCUGAAAGCUCGUGAACAGCAGCAGAACCAUCACCAGCAGAGCCUGAAGAUGCUAUCAGAGGAAGUGUCACAAAUUCAAGAGGUGAGAUAUUGUCUGAAGAACUUGAGGGAACAGAUGGCUGCCAAAAACAACACCUACAAAACAGAGAGCAGGAUCCGCUUAUCCACCACUGGCUCCAGAGACAACGUCAGCUCAUCAUCAUCAUCAUCAUCAGUGCCAUCUUCAUCAGCAGCAGAACAGAACCAUGACAACAAACAAGACGUGGGGGAUGAGCAGGAGAGGGCUCGGAUGAGGGAGGUCAGUAAGAGACUCUACGCCCAGCUGCAGGAGGCCGAGAAGAAACACCAGGAGGAGAGAGAACAGCUACAGAGGGAGGCGGGUCAGUUCAAGCAGCAGCUGUCGGAGCAGGGGGAGCGUCUGCGGGAGGCGGAGCAGACGGCCGAGCAGCAGGACCAGCGGGUGGAGCAGCUCCAGCGCCUGCUGUCCGGCAUGGAGCAGGAGAGCUCCGGCCUGAGGGAGGAGCUUAUGACGCGAGAGGCGGAGCUUAUGCAGCUGCGCGAGCAGAAGGAGGAGGGGCUUGAGGACAGGAAGAGGUCAGAGGAGCUUCAGCAGGAGAAUGCUGUUCUGAAGGAGAAGCUGCACCACCUAGACGACAUGCUCAAGUGCCAGCAGAGAAAGCUCAGGACCAUGAUUGAACAGGUGCAGAACUCAAAGAUGGUGAUCCAGGAGAGAGACCGUGUGAUCAGAGAGCUGGAGGAGAGAGUGGCCUACCUUGAAUCUGAGAACAGAGAGAUGCAUGACCAGAUGGAUUACUAUCUGGGAGGACAGAGGCGAAACUCCUACCUGUCAUCGGACCACAACCCCCAGAUCGUCUACAGUAAGCCUUUGAGGCCCUCCACACAAAGCAACAAGUCUCUGCCCUUCAUCAAGGUCAUUGAAAUCAAAUCGUGAGAGGGGCAAGAUGGUUUCGCUGUGGUAACACCACGGCCAUUUGCCACUGACCACUCAGCCCAGCCUUUUCGUAACCAAGGAAGGCCACAUCUGCAGCAGCACCACCAAUCGACGUGGCAACGUCACAGUUCAGCAAUUUCAUGCAUUUAACCAACUGACCAUCUCAACCGCAUUAUGCACCGAUUUUCACACUAUGUGUGUCUGUGUGUGCGUGUGUGUGCGUGUGUGUGCGUGUGUGUGUGUCUGUGUGUGUGUGUGUGUGUGUGUGUGUGUGUGUGUGUGUGUGUGUGUGUGUGUGUGUGUGUGUGUGUGUGUGUGUGUGUGUGUGUGUGUGUGUGUGUGUGUGUGUGUGUGUGUGUGUGCGUGCGUGCGUGCGUGCGUGCGUGCGUGCGUGCGUGCGUGUGUGUGUGCGUGCGUGUGUUUAAGUUCUAAGUGACUCCAUCUGUUUUCUGCCAUUUAUAGUUGGAUUUACUGUAGCUUAGCUUCAUACUCGGUCGGUGGUUAGCACCUGUGUGUGCUUCUCCAUGUACAUAUGAAUACUAUGCAACCCCAGCUUGCUCUGUUACAAGCUAAAUGUAGACACAUUCUAAAACUACACACACACACACACACACACACACACACACACACACA